Molecule: messenger RNA, 570 nt
Organism: Hydatigera taeniaeformis
Lineage: Eukaryota; Metazoa; Platyhelminthes; Cestoda; Cyclophyllidea; Taeniidae
Source: the annotation of a GenBank genome assembly
AUGUCUGCUUCAUCGGGGAAUCCUCAGACAUCAGUUCCUUCCAGGAGGAAAAGAAACCGUUUGAUUGUUGAAGAUGCGGUGAAUGACGACAAUUCUGUUAUUGUUCUUUCAACGGCCACAAUGAAUGAAUUGGAGCUCUUUAGGGGAGACACUGUUAGUGUGAUUGGGAAACGAAGGAAGCAGACAGUCUGCGUUGCAUUAUCUGACGACAGGGUUGCUGAUGAGAGAGUCUGUAUGAAUAGAUGUAUCAGGAACAAUCUACGAGUUCGUCUUGGUGAUAUUGUUUCCAUCAAAGCCUUUCCAGACAUCAAAUACGGUCAGCGAAUUCACGUUCUUCCUAUUGAUGACACGAUUGUUGGACUAACUGGUGACUUGUUUGAGGUUUAUUUGAAGCCUUAUUUUUUGGAGGCGUAUCGGCCUGUUACUAAAGGUGAUACCUUUCUUGUUCGUGGUAAUCUCCGCGCGGUCGAGUUCAAAGUUAUUGAGACGGACCCGUCGCCGUCUUGUAUUGUGGCUCCGGACACCGUAAUUCACACGGAAGGUAGUCCUGUUAAACGCGAAGUAUGUUGA